Sinocyclocheilus grahami is the source of this 2273-nucleotide messenger RNA. Its product is annotated as stimulated by retinoic acid gene 6 protein-like. Gene Ontology annotation, biological process: vitamin A import into cell. Gene Ontology annotation, molecular function: signaling receptor activity; retinol transmembrane transporter activity. Bases 1 to 1599 code for a protein of 532 amino acids. Lineage: Eukaryota; Metazoa; Chordata; Actinopteri; Cypriniformes; Cyprinidae. Gene Ontology annotation, cellular component: plasma membrane. The transcript has 12 exons. The record is from RefSeq and is a predicted model, not a curated record.
AUGGAGCGUUUUUACCUGAAGUCAGGAGAUGAGCUCUGGCUGAUCCUGGCUCUGUUGUACUACCCCGCAUUGUACUACCCUCUUCUGGCCUGCGGGACGCUGCAUAACAAGGUGGGUUACGUCUUGGGCAGCCUGCUGUCGUGGACACACUUUGGAGUUCUGGUCUGGCAGAAGGUGGACUGUCCCAAAACGCCACAGGACCUCAGUAGCAGUUACUAUCGAGACUAUGUGAAGAAGAUUCUCAAGAAGAAGAAGCCCACCAAAAUCAGUUCCAGCGCAUCAAAACCCAAACUGUUUGAAAGACUCCGAGAUGCUGCCAAGUCUUACUUCUACACACCAGAGGAUGUUUUUAGGUUCCCUUUGAAACUAGCGAUCUCUGUGGUUGUGGCGUUCAUUGCUCUUUAUCAGAUGGCGCUCUUACUGGUCUCAGGCGUGCUGCCCACCCUACACAUCGUCCGUAGAGGAGUGGACGAAAACAUCGCCUUCCUGUUGGCCGGUUUCAAUAUCAUCCUGUCAGAUGACCGUCAGGAGGUGGUCAGGAUUGUAGUGUACUAUCUGUGGUGUGUGGAAAGUGAGUCAGUUGCCAUUCUCAUUCUUCUUAUACUUAGAAUUCCUUCUCAGUUUCUUCUUCAUAAAGAGACGCCCCUAUUCCCUGUAUUUCUGCAGCCGCUGUAUCUGUGUUCCCUCAGGUCUAAUCUGAAGGGACUGUACAGAGGAGACAUCUUUACUGUGUAUAACUGCCACCGGAGCAUUAGACCGUCCCGGCCUGCGCUGGUCUGCUGGAUGGGCUUCACCAGCUUCCAGGCUGCCUUCAUCUGUCUCGGCAUGGUGAUCCAGACUCUGGUGUUCUUCAUCUGCAUUCUGUUCGCUGUCUUCCUCGUCAUCAUCCCCAUCCUGUAUGGAACCAAUCUCGUGCUGUUCCGCAUCAUCGGCAAAAUGUGGCCCUUCUGGUUGAUGCUGUUCCUGGCUGUGCUGAUCCAGCAUGUGACUUCCAGGUUCUUGUUCAUCAAGAAGGACGCAGGGACGAGAGAUCUGAACAACAGAGGGAGUCUGUUUCUUCUCAGCUACAUGCUCUUCCUGAUUAAUGUCAUGGUUGGUGUUAUUCUGGGCAUUUGGAGGAUAGUCAUCACUGCCCUUUUCAAUAUAGUCCACUUAGGACGCUUGGAUAUCAGCCUUCUCAACCGCAACGUCGAGCCGUUUGACUCAGGAUACCGCUGCUACGCUCAUUACCUGAAGAUCGAGGUCAGCCAGUCUCACCCCGUGAUGAAGGCCUUCUGUGGGCUGCUGCUGCAAACCUCAGGCCAGGACAGUGUCUCUGCACAGAGGAUGAGAGAUGCUGAAGAAGGUAUUCAAUUGGUCCAGCAAGAGAAGAAGCAAAACAAGGUGUCCAACGCUAAGCGGGCGCGAGCGCACUGGCAGCUCCUCUACACGCUGGUCAACAACCCGUCUUUGGUGGGCACCAGGAAACAUUUCCAGCGCCAGAGCUCUGAAAGCUUCAUCAACGGAGCCCUCAACCGGACCUCCAAGGAAGGCAGCAAAAAGAAAGACAGCAUCAAGGAGCCGAGCAAAGAGGCAGAAAGCGCCGCCACCAACAACUGAGGACUGCAGAUCACCAUGCGGAGAAAGAGAUCGGCCCUCCCUGCCCCCCAGCCUCUUCAUUCUUAAUGGCUGCUGGCCAGAUAUUGAUGAUAGUAUUAUUUGCUUUGGUGUAGCAGAGAAGCACAUGUGUUUUAGCUAAGUGCACUUACAGCUCAGUGCCUCAGGAAGAAGUUCAUGCAUGCAGUUGUAGUUAACGGAUCCUUUGCACAUGUGUGUGGAUGGAUGGAUGUAUUGUGUCUUUUGUUGCAUGUGUGAGUGAGACUGUCUCUCCGUCUUGGGCUUAGUGUAUCAGGAAAUUUAGUUUGGCACUGAACUCCCGUCUAACCGCUUGAUGCGAGGUUAGUAUGUGUGACUAUUUAUGAAUGUACAGGUUCUGCUCGUUUGCAAAUUGACCAAUUAUUCAUUUCCACUCAGCAUCUUCAUUUUUGCACUCAUUGGUGUGACUAGUGGUGAGAAUGUUAUUAUCAUAGAUGAAACCAAUAAUGUCCAUUGUUGAUCUUUGUCUGUUCUCAUAAAGACAACAUCUACUGUAAUUGUAUUACAAUUGUUUUUAAUCUCUGACUAAAUAUAAAUACAAUCUGUCUCACUGUUACAUUGACACUUAAUUUUGUUAUUCCCUCUAUUAUGUCUUGUUCUGCUACCUAUGGCAUAUAUGUGAUUGAAAUAAAAUAAAU